This is a messenger RNA of Pelmatolapia mariae (spotted tilapia), 1242 nucleotides long. It is a transcript of the gene ccdc24, whose product is annotated as coiled-coil domain containing 24. NCBI's taxonomy places the organism in Eukaryota, Metazoa, Chordata, Actinopteri, Cichliformes, Cichlidae. The record is from RefSeq and is a predicted model, not a curated record. The transcript is spliced from 12 exons.
AUGGACCUGACUAUUGCCAUUCACAUGCAGUCACCUGAUGAAAGCCAGGUCUGGGGCCCUGGCCAGUCCCUAUGGGGCCUGAUCGCUGAACAUGUUUCUGAGUCAGAGCUGCCAAAGAUCUACACCGCACUGGGCCAUUCCUUGGUAGAUGUGUACACGGACAUGCGCACUGAGGCAGAGAUGUGGCACAAGAUGUGGCAGGAGAACCAGCGAAGUGGAAAGCACGGCGGUGGGGCAGCGACCCCGCUCCCACGUCUGCAGGGUGCCCCUCUAGUUGACCCCCCUGCUGUGAAAGAGCUUUUGAGAGCUGAGGUCAAGAUGUUACUACAGACUCUCAGAGAGAAAGCCAGCAGGGCAGGAAGAGAUGUUGAGGAGCUCCUGCAUCGGUACAAACCUGAGACUCUAAACUACGCCCUCGGCCACCGAGACAGAUGUUACACUAAUUGCACCAACCCUGAAGAUACUGACAGUGGAAGCAGGCCAGACUCCCGCUGUUCAGUCCAGUCCAGAGCUGAAGAUGAGAUCGAAGCAGUGAGAGGAAAGCUUAAUGUCACCGAGAUAGACCAAGUGGUUGAUCGACUCAGGUGACCUUCCUCUGUGGCUUUUGUCAUUGCCCUGCCUCCUUCACGCUCCAUCCCUCCGUUCCUUCCUCCACCCCUCACUCUGAGGCCCACGGGAGCUGUCCUAAUAGGGGAAUGUGAAGAACUGACCAGACUGGUGAAGCAUUUAAAGGCAAACAUUAAACAAAAGUGUCACAGCGGACUUCAUAAAUCUGAACCUUCACUUGCAGACCUGAGAGAACUUAGAGGAGCUAUACAAGUGGAUUUGGAGCUCAGCCCCUUUCUGUUCUCACCUUCGUCCCCUUUGCCUGCAAAGAAAGGUUUCAGACUGACAGCAGCACAAAGCUCAGAGAGUCUGAAAACUUUAUCUCCUCCAUCAGUCCUAAGACCGCAUCCACCUCCUCUGUCCCCUCCUAUUCCCAGGCCUCCAGCUAGACCCCGUCUCUCUAAGAUGUCAACAUCCAGGACUCACGGCCAGCAUAGAGUCACAUCAGCUUUUAAUAAGUCAAGCAAAACACCUACCUGCAGCACUGCUGACACAUCUGGGCAUACACACGGUCUCCUCACCACUGACCACAUAAUGAGAAGUUUCAGUUUCACAAAGACCCCGCCUCCAACUACAACUAGGACUGCACAGCUGUUCUUCGUGGUCUUUGGAGUUGGGUCAAGCUGGACAUCAUGA